AUGCCGCCCGCAAAGACGACAAAGCGGGGAAAGGAAAACGUCGCGCCGAAAGCCAAGAAGGUUGUCGAGGAGGACCCGCUGGCCGAUGGGUUUGAUGAGAUGGAUACCCAGGCUGUCCUCGAACCGGUCAAGCCCAAGGGGAGGGUCGGCAGGCCCCCAAAGCAACCGAAGCGGCAAGCGACGGAGGAACCGGAGGUUGAGGCCGAUGAACCACCACGAGCAUCAUCAUCAUCAAAGGCGGAUGAGGACUUGCAGAAGCGCCUUGCAGCUAUGACGGCUGAGCGCGACCGUGCGAUUCGGGAACGUGACACGUUUGCGAAGCAGUUUGAGGACCUAUCGCGCCUGCGUUCAACCGAAGCCGAAACCUUGUUGACCAAGUUCAAGGAGCAGGCUGCGGCUGUUGCCAAGGCCCAGGCGGAUGUUAUUGAGAACCAGUCUGCGUUGAACGAGAAGUGGGCGGCCAAAGUCACCGAGCUCGAAAAAGCCCUUUCGGCAUCGCGGGUCGCGACUGAAACUGCCGAGGAGCGCGCAGCUGCCGCGGCAGCGCCCCCCGCUCUCGAAGGCAAGCUGGACGGCAAGACCUCGACCGAGUUGCGAGGCGAGGUGCUCAAGCUCCGCACCACGCUAAAGGAGAAGGAGGAGCAGCUCACGACACUGCAGACCGACUAUGAGGCCGAGGUUGCGCACUCGCGCAAGUUGCAAGAUGCACGCCCAAGCAUCGCCGCUGCCUCCGCUCCCCCAGCUGCGGUCAACGAGGAGCAAGACAAGAAUGAAAACUCCCUGGCCAUCUACGAGGACAUUACCGGUCUCGGCAUUCUGAGCGUCCGUAUCAAGCGUGGCGGCUCGUCGGGCAAGGAGGUCAGCUACAACUGUCACCAGCUUGUGGAUGGAAGAGGUUUUGGGUUCAAGUUGCGGUCAUUCAACGAGGCCGACCGCGCGACCAAGACGUGGAACAAGAUGCUCGAAUUCACUCCCGACAGCCUUCAACACGAGAAGGACAAGGCGUUUGUCACCCGCCUUGGGCCGUUUGCCCAAGGGUUCACCAUUCCCCGCGAACAGAUUCAGGGGGCUUGGGAUCAGCUCCGUGCCCGCAUGUCCAAGGACGGCGUCUUUGACGAGCCGCGCGAGCAGUAG
This is a messenger RNA of Apiotrichum porosum, 1134 nucleotides long. RefSeq lists its product as uncharacterized. Gene Ontology annotation, biological process: attachment of mitotic spindle microtubules to kinetochore; homologous chromosome segregation; meiotic sister chromatid segregation. The transcript has 6 exons. Gene Ontology annotation, molecular function: microtubule site clamp. The record is from RefSeq and is a predicted model, not a curated record. The coding region runs from base 1 to 1134 and encodes 377 amino acids. Lineage: Eukaryota; Fungi; Basidiomycota; Tremellomycetes; Trichosporonales; Trichosporonaceae. Gene Ontology annotation, cellular component: nucleolus; monopolin complex; chromosome, centromeric core domain.